Ruditapes philippinarum (Manila clam) is the source of this 3476-nucleotide messenger RNA. RefSeq lists its product as uncharacterized. The transcript is spliced from 9 exons. The coding region runs from base 252 to 1739 and encodes 495 amino acids. Lineage: Eukaryota; Metazoa; Mollusca; Bivalvia; Venerida; Veneridae. The record is from RefSeq and is a predicted model, not a curated record.
GAAGUAUUGUAUAAAACGCAUACUAUCUUUAAACAAUGUUAAAGCGGAUUAACGAUGUAAACUGAUAUGUUUUUAUUACAUGCAUUUUGCUAUUUUUUUGGAAAUUUAAGAACAAGAGAUUUAUUUAAUAAGCGUCGUUUUUACUUUCUUUCUGUAUUACAAUUUUGUCUUUUCAAAGGAGUGCAAAGAGAUUUUGGUGAAAGGAGUAUUUAUUUCGGAACUCGUUAUUUGGACUACUUAUCUUAAGACAAAUGGAAACACGUGAUUACAACUCACCAAACACUGACAAUGUGAAUAUGACAAGGGAGGGAAUAAGCUUGGAUGACUCCGGCAUGGAUCUCGAACCACCAGAGGACGGAUCUACAGUACAACAUCCGCCAAACGGUGGUCUCCGAGCCUGGCUUAUAGUACUGUCAUGUACAGGUAUCAAUGCAUUAUUAGCUGGAGGACUGUUUGUAUUAUCAAAAUGUAUUCCGGCUAUGCCCAAAAGUACCAAUAUACAGCUACAAGAAAUCAUCCUUAUAUACAAUGCUCUUGCGGCAGUUGUAAUGAUAAUUCGUGGUUAUCGUGUGACUGUCGUUAUUGGUGCUGGUCUUUUAAUGAUAGCAUUUAUCCGCUUCUCAUACCUGGAAGAUGACGAAGGAUUGUUUAAAUUCCUGAUAUAUGGACCAGUUGCAAUUGGGGUCAGCUUCAUUGGCUUUGGAGGGUUAAUUCCGGUUUUGGAAUAUUUUACAACGAAGAGAAUGGCGGCUUUAUUUCUUUCGAGACUGGGAUUGGCCAUUGGAUAUAUAGUCGCUAUAAUAAUUGAUAUUAAAAUGCCAGGAAAGAUCGCAGCUAAGUGGAGAUAUACUUUAAGAUACUCUACAGGGAUAUGUGUUGGUAUAGGGCUUCUUGGUAUGACCCUUAAAGAGCUCAAACUCACUAUGAGAGAUGACGAGUCAGCAACAUUUGUACAGAGAACCUUUGGACUUUUUAAGAAAGGCAUUCUCAAAAAUAAGCUGUUUCGGUUCACCUGUAUUGUAUUCUUCUUCUACCAGUGGGGUAUUGAAACACCCAAAGCAGAGUUGUCGACGUCUUUGUUUAAACUUGACUUGGGUGACAGCCUCUCUAAAACACUGACCUAUGCCUUAUGUCCCUUUGUCGGUUUGGCUCUUGGGACGUUUUUGGCAUGGUUAUUUAAUAAAAUGGCAUUUCAAGAAAAAAGUCGGUUUUAUAUUCAAAACUUAGAAGAUAAACGACUUUAUAUCAUAUUCGGUAUUUUGGCGGCUUCAACUGUUCUCUCAAGCACUGGGUGUUUUAUUGCUCCAGAUCUUUUAAACUUUGAAUAUUUCACAACAUUUCAUCUACUGUUUUCAACAUUUAUUGCAUUUUGUGAAGGCGUCAGAGACAGUUCUGUUCCGGAAGUUUUCGGGAGGGAGAAUACAAAAUUCGUUGAAGGAUUCAUAAUCAUGUCAACCGGAAUUGGUGGAAUUAUAACCCGUGAAAUUGAAGGAACGAUGAACAAUGAGGAGGACAAUGAUGUCUGGAAGAAAAAAUUUCGAUAUGGAGGCGGAAUGUUGCUUGUAUCUUCUGUUGUUACGAUUGCUGUCUACCUUGCAGUCAAAUACAAAGCACUACAUGCCAAUAUUCCUGGAAAUUCUGACGUUCCUUCACGAUCCUUUAACAAUCGAAUCGUAGAAAAUAGGAGAAACAGCAAAGAGCGUAGUGCUUCGUCUGGUGUACGUAACAGAGGCUUUUAAUAAUAAAGUUUCUUCAGCAAGUGUCGAACGAACCAUAUAUUCAUUACACUGACUAUAAUAUUCAUAAUUAAACAGAAAUAUGUUUCAUCACAAACUUUCUUUACACAUUAUUAAGUACACAGAUUGAUCCAUUCGGAUUUUAAUCCUUCUUUAGAUUAAUACAGUUACAGUGAAAUAUUUGGAUAAAUAGAUAAUCCUUUGAAAGGAGUAAAUAAUAUUUUAAUCCGUUCAUAUAUAUGUUAUUUUAUCUCAUAAACGACUUUGUAAUUUACAUAUUUAGUGCGUACUCAUGCAGUGCACGAUUAGUUGUAUAUUUUACUGCAUAUUAUACUUAAGUCUUAAUUUUCUAUGUAGCCGGUAAAGUGUAACAGUGUAUUCAAACCGACUGUCAAGUUGUUUUCUAAAAGAUUCUAGUGCUCGACAAGCAAACUUUUUGCGUGUGUGUAGAUUAUUUGGUUAAAUCAUUGUUUUUUUGGUGUUUUUUUAUUGUUUGGUUUGUGUGUUUUUUUGUUGUUGUAGCUUCGCUAAUGCAUGUAUUGAGGUAACUUUUUUUCGUAUUUAGAUAGUUAAUUCGGCAUGGAUUGUUUCUUUCUAUCAACAUGUUGAAUAUUAAGUGGCCAGGCUUCAAAUUAAAAUUGCAUCUAGUGAAUUCCCUUGUCUGACGUAAAGCCAUUAUUUAAAUCUAUUUGAUAGACAUAAUUUACCAUUUUAAAAUAUGGAAGUGAGAUAUAUUUCAAUAAUUCAGAAAAAAUACAACGAGUUCCUUUACAAUUUUGCAAACAUUUCCCAAAUUACAAUUAUUUUAUACAUGGUGAACUGGGCCGCACAAGGUUAUGUUAUAAGCAAUUAGAAGGUGCGUGUUGUACGUUAGUGGUUUAAAGUAACUGAAAGAGAUGAAAUAAGUAUAAAACAAAUAUAUUGCUUAACGUUAAAUGUUUAAGAUGAAAUUCUUGGGCUAAAUCUGGUAAAGAAUUGUUAAAAUAUUUUUGAAAUGUUUUAGUUAUGUAUGGUUGUUUCAAGGAGUAGGAAUUAUUGUUUUGAAAAUUUUAAAGGAGGACUUACUGAUGCUUUUAUUCAUAAUUGGAUAAGUCUACUACAUGGCCUAUCUAAAACAAGAACAUAUAAUUUAUUUGCAGAUAAAUGUUAACAAAAAAUUGUGAAUUUAGAUCAGUUACAUAUAUAUUUUAUAGGUGAUUGCAGAAUAUAUCAUAUUGUUGAUUACAAUUUGAUGUGUGUUAAUGUAUUCAGUUAUGUAAAAUAUGGAUAUAUAUCAUGUCUUAUUUCUAAAUAAAGUAGAAGCAUUAUUAUUAUUACUACUACUAUUGUUUUUAUAAAUAACUUUUAAUAUUGGUAACUUAAACAAAUAUAAUAAUUAAGGGAAUUAGAAUGGUGGUAUUUUGUCAACAUAAAAUCUCCGAUAAUAGUUGUAACAGAUAACGAUCACAUUGUCUAUUUAAAUUAUUGUUAUUACAUGUAGUGUGUAAAAAAGUGUGUGUAUCAUUCGAUAACACACACACAUACAUGCACUCGCACGUUCACGCACACGCACGCACAUCAUUUCUAGGACAAACUUUGCAAAACUUGAGCAAAAAUAAUCAAUAUUUUAUAUUUUUUGUUUGCUUUUUUUGUUUUGGUUUGUUAUCAUGUGCAUGUGCAUUAUAUACAUCAUAUACAAGUUAUUUUAUUCUCCCUUAUCAUCAUACAUGUAUUCUUAUCUCAUUAUAGCAUUUACAUUUC